AUGGAUCUGAAGACUGGCACACUGUUGGUUGCACCCGCCGUAAAGAACUCCAGCUGCUCGCAUCCCCGCUACACCGGGCACAAUUUCAUCGCCCACAUUGGCAUCGCGGAGACCAUUGAGGCGGUGCUCAUACUGGUCCUCACACUGGGCGUCAUCGGUGCCAAUUGUCUGGUCAUUUUCGUCAUAAACAAUCGUCGCUAUGCCGCCUACAUACACCAACAGCCACGUUAUCUACUCACCUCUCUGGCACUGAAUGACCUGACAAUUGGCCUGCUAAUUACACCGUUUGGGCUAAUGCCGGCAUUGUUCCACUGCUGGCCAUAUGGCGAGAUCUUCUGUCAGAUACAGGCACUGCUGCGUGGCGCGCUCUCACAGCAAAGCGCCGUUAUACUCGUGUGCAUGGCCGUCGACCGUUAUAUGUGCGCGUUGCAUCCGCGACGCUACUACCAGCACUCCAGCAAGAAGGGUUGUGUUGCCAUUUUAAGCUUAACCUGGAUCAUCAGCCUCACGGUAUUUGGCUUUCUUGUGCUGCCCAAAGGUUACUACUUCAACAAUACGGGUCUAAUGGCCUGCGAACCCUUCUAUAGCAAGCCAUCGUAUAGAAUUUUAUCGACAUGCGCCUUGUAUUUUCCCACAACCAUGGUGCUGAUGUACUGCUAUGGGUCGAGUUUCCACAUGAGCCGGUUCCGCCUGAAUGAUCCGACAAUGCCCCUAACGGCGGCUGCCCACCAUCCGCAUCCACAUCUACAUCCGGCCCAGCAGCAGCAACUCCAGCUGCAGCAUCAACAGCAUCAACAGCAUCAACAACAUCAUCAUCAGCAUCAAAAUCAACACCACCAACAGCAGCAGCAACACAUCUACCAUGGCCAUUCGCAUCAUCCGCACCAUCCGCAUCACCAUCAUGGAGGGGCGCCCGUGAUGGGGCACCACCUAAGCAUGGCCAUGAGCAUGGGACUGGCCGGGAUGCCGAGCAUGACAAACAAGAUUACCAAAAAGAUGGUACCCAUACAGGAGAAGAACUCCACUGGAUCCACGUCACGUUCGAUGGCUGCCAUUUCGUUGGGUUUCAUUGUUAUGGUCACGCCAUGGACCAUACAGGAGAUAGUCACUGCAUGCACCGGCUCCAAGUUGCCGCCGUUUCUUGAUUUUGUCGUCACUUGGACAGCGCUGAGCAACAGUCUCUGGAAUCCAUUCAUGUAUUGGCUACUCAACUCUGACUUUCGCCGUCUCAGUCGUCAAUUGAUGCCAAACAAAUGCUUCCCCAAUGAGGAAACGCCCGACCACAAAUCAGCCUGUUGUCACAUCAAUGCAAACGAUUUUGAGAUCACAACUUUGCCCGUGCCACCGGAGCCGCCCGCCUCUAGGCCGCCGGGCAAUAAUGGGGGUGCCGGUGCCGGUGCCGGUGCUGGAGCAGCCGGAACGGGCAGUGGAGUCGGUGGAAUUGGCAGCUCCAUUGGCGGCUCUGUGCUGGGCAUUUGCGGACGCUCCAGGGCCAACAGUUUGAGUCGCAGUGCCUCGCAGUGCAUCCGGAGCACGAUGGGCGGUGGACACGGUGUCUACGCGCAUCAGGCAGCGACCAACGAGGCCUACCCCACAAUGCGGCCCGACAUCGAAGGCCUCUCCGAGAAGUACUGGGGCGAGAUACUCGAACGCACCGUCAGCUCGGGCAACCUCAACGCCAUGCAAAAGACUUUGCCCCAUUUUCCCUACCACCAGCACCACAUGCACCAGCUGCAUCAGCCGCAGCAACACCAUCGCCAGCAGCAGCAGCAACAACAGCAGCAGCAGCAGCAGCAGCAGUCACAGCUGCAGACCACGUCCUUCAGCAAGGCCAGCGAUUUGCAGUUGAAUCUGUGCAAGGACUCCACUUCCGCCUCCGACCUGGGCAAGUUCUCCAACUCGGAGCCCAAGCUGUGCGAGCAUCUCUUUCACGAUGUCAACUGCGCCAAGAGCAAGGCAUUGGGAGAGGCCGAGUCCUCCGCCAAGUUGUCUGCGGGUCGCAGCAUUCCGGAUAUUUAGUACGCAGAGGACGUCAUACUCGCCAGCCAGAGGGCCCGCCAGGCCACCAAGUGCUCGCACCAUCCGCUGCACCAGCAGGCCCGGCUGCACCAUGGCGUCCACCAUUCGAGCAGUCUGCGGCUGAAUCGCAUACGCGUCUCCUGCCACAGUCCGCCGCCAGAGGUCACAGCUGCCUCGGCCAUGGCCGAGUAUCGUUCGUAAAGACAAAAAGAAUCCAUUUAUUGAUGGUGGAAAUGGUUUGACCAUAGAAUGUGUGUCUGUGUGAUGUAUCAGUAUGUGUGUUUGUCUGUCUAUAAUAUCGCAUGAUCAUCCAAUUGUAAUAUGUGCAUGUGUGUCGUAGGAUUUCAAUACAAAGAUAUCGUAAAUAUUGGCCUGCUGUAGAUCCUCUUUGCAUUAAAAAACUUUCCCAUCGGCCCCGAAAAUCUCAAAUGUUAACCAUAGUAAGUGUUCAUUCAGUGUUUGUGAUACCCUAAGAUACCCUAAAGAUACAUAAAUGUUGAGUGUUGUAUGAUAUUAUAUUAGAUAUAUGUAAGAAUGUAUGGCAUGUAUGUGUGUGCAUUCCAUUGAUCAACCAGGUUGACUUGAUAAAGGAGAAAGCUGUCCAAGAAGUGUCAAAGAGAAGUCAGACUUUCCUCUCAGCUAAUGCAUGUCCUUUCUCCAACUCGUUCCCCCUCCCACUUCAGGAGCGGGUUUUAUGAAUGGUUAUGGACCCUUAAAGCGUUGUGGUUAAUCAUAGUCCUAGUUGUCUAGCUCCAAUCGAAUCUAUACUCACAGUCUAACGAAUCGGAAUCGGAAUCGGAAUCAAAAUCAAAUCAAAUCCUAACUUUGUGAUUGUCAAGAAUUUAAGUUAGUCGGUGUACAAUUAUUGUUAAAUCAUCAUCUAAUUUGUAGCUAUAACGGAUUAGUUAAAUCAAAUCAAUUUAAUGUCUAAGCGAACAUUAGUUUAGACCUUAAUAAAUAAUAACAGCAACAAUAGAUAUGCAUA
Messenger RNA from Drosophila guanche, 3004 nucleotides. Its product is annotated as 5-hydroxytryptamine receptor 1A. The coding region runs from base 1 to 2019 and encodes 672 amino acids. Lineage: Eukaryota; Metazoa; Arthropoda; Insecta; Diptera; Drosophilidae. The transcript is spliced from 8 exons. Gene Ontology annotation, biological process: neuropeptide signaling pathway. Gene Ontology annotation, molecular function: corazonin receptor activity. Gene Ontology annotation, cellular component: membrane. The record is from RefSeq and is a predicted model, not a curated record.